UGUUGCACAGAAAUUAGAUGAGCCCCACCACUUUAUAAUUUUUAUAUACCAAUAAAGUCACUUAGGCACAUCAUGGGAUGUUAUAUUUGGCAUCCCAAAAAAAAAAUUAAAAAAUAAAAGCACAAAAGAAUCUUCCUCUUAAACCCUACAAGGACAUUAUUGUCAAUUAUCCAAAUUAAUCACAAUUGGCUAGAACAAUUCAUUCUCAUCCAGCUUUUCCUAUAAAUUCAAACUCACCAACCUUUGAGUUCAUAUCACCAAAAAAUAAACACAACAUAAACCCCAUAACCACCCCCCUCCUCUCCCCCACAAAAAUAAUAAUCAUAAUAUAUAUAUAUAUUUUUAUAUAAUAAGAUAUAAGUAGCCAUGAGAGACUUAAAGGUACUGGGAGGUAGUGAAGAAACGACACCAUCACCAUCAGCAGUAGUGAUCAAAACGACAACAAAUGUAUGGAAAUCUCCAAUACCAUACCUGUUUGGAAGCCUAGCUGUGAUGCUGUUGCUCAUCAGUGUGGCCUUACUCCUCCUCAUCUUCUCCUACCGCAAACGCUAUUCUUCUUCUUCUUCUUCUGGGGAAGCUCGUACGGGUGAAAAUCACAACAAUCCAACCAAGACCGUCGAUGAUGGCCCCAAGAUUGUUGUCAUAAUGGCCGGAGACGACGCCCCCACCUACUUGGCCACUCCAAUAACACUCGCAGAUCUUCCACCCUGCACCUGCUCCACUGCUACUACAGCCGAUCAUGGUGUCGACGACGAUGAUGAUGACGCUCAUCAUGGCAAGCAAGGUCAUGAUCUUGACCAAGCCCAUGUUUGAUUAAUCUUGGGUUAGUGAUGUUAGACGAAACGUCGUCGUGAUCUUCAAAAUUUUGUUCCUGUUAGUAAAUGAGACAGUUUUGUUAUGUCUAUUCACUUUCUGGUUUUUGGUUCUUAUUCUUGCUACUUUUGUUUCAGAAAGCAAGAAUAUAAUGUAAAAUACAUAAUGAGUUGUACCUCUGUUAUAAUGUUCCGAGGAAUCGAGAUCAUCAUUUAAAUGCUAUAAAAAUCUUCUAUGUA
Molecule: messenger RNA, 1052 nt
Organism: Humulus lupulus (European hop)
Lineage: Eukaryota; Viridiplantae; Streptophyta; Magnoliopsida; Rosales; Cannabaceae
Product: protein GLUTAMINE DUMPER 2-like
Exons: 1
Coding region: 367-813 (148 amino acids)
Biological process (GO): regulation of amino acid export
Source: RefSeq, a predicted model, not a curated record